AUGUGCUCGUACCACAGUCUCAGAGAGGAGCGGCAGUCUGGAAGCGCUCUUGCCUCGCUACAACUGUCCGGCACGGUGCGUCGCAAGGAGCAGAAGCGGCGAGGUGGGCGGGACACGGCGGCGGGGGAGACGACGGCGGCGGCGGCGGGAAGGCCCGGCGGUGAAGCCCCACCAUCCUCCUCCUCCCGGCACAGCGCGGCCGGGGGGCGGGACAGCGGCUUCGGCAGCGACAGCGCCCGCAUCCGCAUCGUGCAGAUCGAGCAGCAGAGCGGCGCCAGCCACCACCGCCUGGCCCGGCCCUCGCACCAGUCCACCAUCACCAAGAACCUCAGCUUCAUCCCCUUUGACGUCUUCCUCACCGCCAGCAAGCUGUCCCUCAUGACCUACGCCUGCUCCGGCCUGGACCCCGCCCACGGCCUCGCCCAAAGCCCCGCCCCCUACCGGAGGAGGAACCCGACCGGAGAAAAGGGCACCCUGGCGGCCCUGACCGCCGAGGACCUGCUCAACAGCAACAGUCACCCCUCCCUGUCCCCGCGGCCCCCCACGCCAGCCGGCCUGCUGGCCCUGGACGGCCUGCCCAGGCCCAGCCGCUCCUCGGCCCGCCAGGCCCUGGGGGUGACGGUGGUGAGGCAGCCCGGCCGCAGGGGCCCCGGGGACCUGGUGCUGGAGCCCCUGCUCCACCUGCAGGUGGUGCAGCCCUCGGCCCUGAUCAGCUGCCACCACCGCAAGCAGAGGAUGGAGGUGUCCGUGUUUGACGUGGCGCUCCGCGGGGUCAACUCCCACUACAAGUGUCUUGACCCAGGUAAGAGUCUACCUGAGUCUCUAGACUACACCGUGACGUGGCUCCAGACGGCAGCGGGCGAGACAGACUGCAGGACCGGCAUCCCUCCUCCUCUGCUCUUCCUGCAGAUCAAAGACUUCCUCAACGGCCCAGCUGAGCUCAACCUGGAGCUCUCACGGCCCCUGAAGGUGAGCCCCACGCUGGCUAAGCUGGAGCAGGCCAAGGCCUACAUGACCAGGGUCCUGCCCAACUUCUGGGCUACCGAGGGCUCGGUCAAGGCCCCCUGUUCCUCCUCCUUGUCCUCCUCCUCCUCGCCUUCCCCUCUCUCGUCCCCCACCAAGAGCACCAGAGCGCCCUCCAGAACCCCCAGCACUGCCCGCUCCACCCCCCACCAACAGGCCUCCGCCGCGGGCACGGUGAGCAGCGUCCUCCGUGCCCCGGUGGUGCCCUUCCACAAGGUGUCCCUCCGGACUGGCCAGAUCGUGGUUGCCAUGGAGACGGAAUCCCACGCCAUGAAGCCCAGCGUGACGGUGUCGGUGUCGGCCAUGACGGCCAGUCUGAACAUGAAGCCUGGUUCCAGGAUGGAAGACCCCAUCCAGGCCGCCUCCCUGCUCCUGGAGCUCAAGGAUGCGUCGGUGCGGACCGGGCUGAAGGAGCGGAGCCGUCUGCUGCUGGGCCCCUUCUCCUGCAGCGCCGCCCUGAAGGCCAACUGGUGUCGGCACAGCGGCAGCCCCGGAGCCGAGCCGGGCCCCCCCAAGGUGCUGCUGGACCUGAAGGGAGGCCUGCUGCAGCUCUUCUGGGGUCAGGAGCAUCUGAACUGCCUGAAGCUGGUGGAGGAGCACCUGGGGGCCUACCUUCGCCUCCAGGGAUGGGGGGCGGCCGACGGCACCAGUGCCCCGGAGGGCUGGCCCCUUCCCAGCCUGCCCUCCUCGCCCUCCCACGGCAGCGACUCCCCGCGCACGGAGCACAGCUCGGACGACCUGCGCACGGGCCUGUUCCAGUACAUCCAGGACUCAGCCUCGCGGCGGUUGCCGGCGCCCUACGAGGUGAUGUUCCACGGGGAGACGGAGGACAGCCCUGCGGUGAUGCUCUGGCGUUACCCGGAGCCGCGCGUCCUGACCUACGUCCGCAUCACACCCGUCCCCUUCAACACCACCGAGGACCCCGACAUCAGCACCGCCGACCUCAGCGAGCUGCUGCAGGUGCCCUGCAGCCUGGAGUACUGGGAUGAGCUCCAGGAGGCCUUCAUCCCUUACCGGGAGUUCAGCUUAUCAGAGAGUAGCUCCUGUCAGUUGCAGCUGCCUAGCCUCAGCCUUCGACACCAGCAGAAGGAGCUGGUGGCCUCGGACCUCUGGAGGAUCGUGCUCAGCAACACUGGAGACCCUGGAGGAGACGAGCACAGUUCAGACAGUGAGUCUGGCUCCCAGCUGCCCUGUGACCAGCUGGUGUCUCCCAAGGCGCUGGCAGCCUGCACCCGUGUGGACUCGUGCUUCGCCCCCUGGUUCGUCCACUCCCUGGGAGUCUCCAUGGAACUGGCCCACAUGGAGGUGCACCUCUGCCACCACCUGGAGCAGCUGGGCACAGCUCCAUGCCGGCGCCUGCGGCCCUUCCUGCCGGACAGGAAGUUGCCCCAGGAGCAGGAGUUCAUGGUGGUGGGUGCCAGCGAGCCCCGGCUCUACCUGCGGCAGUGGAACAGCGGUGCCCGCCUCAGCCAGGAGUUCAGCUUCUCCACCCGCCUGGACUGCCGACUGCUCGAGUACCGCAACCUGACCUACCUCCAGAUCCUGCAGCCCUUCUCACUCCAGGGCCAGGCCUCGGUCACCCGUUCCCCCCAGAGCAGCGUCCUGGACGGCAGCAUGUUUGUGGAGCCCGUGUUGCUCACUGUCAGCCAGUACGGCAUCCACACCCUGGACACCGCCCUGCAGAGCUGGCAACAGAAUGGCCGGGUGGAGGCGGAGGAGCGCUCUACAGCCACUACGUGA
Messenger RNA from Gadus chalcogrammus (walleye pollock), 2763 nucleotides. RefSeq names its product intermembrane lipid transfer protein VPS13B-like. The transcript has 14 exons. Bases 1 to 2763 code for a protein of 920 amino acids. Lineage: Eukaryota; Metazoa; Chordata; Actinopteri; Gadiformes; Gadidae. The record is from RefSeq and is a predicted model, not a curated record.